UAUUCUGCUCCAUUUCAUUGACCUUCCGACUUUUCGUUCAGACUUCAACUUCUUCAUUACAAAUACUCAACCCCCCUCACCCCCACGCAUUUUAGAAAAUUUGAGAGAAAGAGAGAGAGAGAAAAAAAAAAAUGGAAGUGAGCAUUGGCAACAGAAGUAGAAGAAGCAGAACCACCAUGUUUGUGGUUUUAGUAUUUGUGUCAGCCACUCUGUGUUUGCCACAUGUGUCCGUGUCUGUAUCAGCACACCAAUGCAAAGCAUGGUUGGUCCAAUCCAUCCCCACCGACAUGCCCCACCUCGCUCGAGUCUCUGGUGUCCUCUCCACUGGGGAUGUGUUUCGUUGGUUAGCUCAGAACUCGAGCCAUAAACUGGACAUAAUAGCUCAGUACUGGCAACUGAAUGCGCAGCCCAAAGACCCUCGUUCCGGGGACUAUGGAUAUUCAGAAGCUGAUAUGAGCAGAUUCGGUGCUGCUCAGGGGUCUCAAGUUUACAAGGCCAUUGAGGACGCAGCUGAUCGCAAUGUUUCCAUUAGGCUAGUGUCACACUCAGGAGUUUAUCCAGACUUUACAAAAGAACCAUCCAACCUUGCUUCACGAAGGCCAAAUGUGAAGAGUGUGACUUUAUUGCAUAGUGAAUGGUGGGGUUCUGGCAUAGUCCAUGCUAAAGUAUGGAUAUCAAAUCGUCGAGAUGUAUAUAUUGGAUCUGCAAACAAUGACUGGAAGUCUCUCACACAGGUGAAGGAAGUUGGUAUUUAUCUUGUUGGUUGUCCAAAAAUUGCAAAGAAGGUUGAAGCCUACUUUGAAAACCUGUGGCAACUUGCACAUCUCAAUUCUGCAGCUUACACCAAAACAGUGUGGGAUCAACAAUGGCAGGCAGAAAGAAAAGUUCCUUGCUGGUCACGCUUUGUUGAUUCUGAAGAGAGGUGCUGGUCGCCUCUUGAUGAUCAUUUUGUGAGGAUUCCUCAUGUAGCAGGAUAUCCUACAUUGUCCCACCCUCAUAUGUUUAAAUUGCCAAUUCAGAGUCCCGGGCAGAACUAUUCAACUUUGCAGCCUGAAUUUAGCUAUCUCUCUUUUGCUCCUCCAGAGCUAUCAUUUGGCACAUACCCGCCAGAUGAACAGGCAUGGGUGGAGACAAUAAAGUCUGUAGGAAGCGGAGCAACUCUUAGAAUUAGUACCAUGGACUGGCUUGGUCAGUCCCAAUAUAUGAAGCCAACAGUUUAUUGGUCAUCCCUUUCCUCUGCUGUAUCAGAGGUUGUCUUCUCCAAGCAUGCAACAGUGAAGAUAUUAGUAGCCUACUGGGCACAUUUUAUCGACAAUACUGAUCAGUACCUGAAGUCUCUCCUUUACUCCAAUGUUCUCUGCAAUUCAUCAAAGUACAACAAAUGUUCUGGAAAAGUUGAGAUCAAGUACUACAGGGUUCCAGGUUUCAAUUUGACAGGACCUGCUACUCAAAAGGGAACUAGUACAGGAAAUGUUUACCCUGGAUAUACCAGGGUAAACCAUGGAAAGUAUGCAGUUAGUGAUGUGCGAGCCCACAUUGGCACAAGCAAUCUUAUUUGGGAUUACUUCUAUACAACAGCUGGGGUCAGCUUUGGAACAUACAACCCUGCCAUUGUUUCGCAACUUCAACAAAUCUUUGAUGCUGACUGGAGUUCGCCAUAUGCUAUUCCGGUUGAAGAGUUGGAGGUUGGUCAUGCUUGUCCAAGAUGAGGAGUAAUUGAACUUGUUGAUUUGGAUUAGUUCCAAAUCAGUAAAUAAUGGUCUGAAAUUAAAUAAAGCUGAGGAGUAGCUGAACUUGUUGCUUUAGGCAAGUUCCAACCAGAAAAUGAUAGGCUUGAAACAAAGGGUUUAGUACAUUUGAUGUAAAUUAGUUAAGGAAUUGGAUUUGGUAUUACGAAGAAUAAAAGUUUACAAUUGAAUAA
Quercus robur (English oak) is the source of this 1921-nucleotide messenger RNA. RefSeq lists its product as uncharacterized. NCBI's taxonomy places the organism in Eukaryota, Viridiplantae, Streptophyta, Magnoliopsida, Fagales, Fagaceae. The record is from RefSeq and is a predicted model, not a curated record. The coding region runs from base 132 to 1709 and encodes 525 amino acids. Gene Ontology annotation, molecular function: catalytic activity. The transcript has 7 exons.